UUCACCUAUUCAGACAGAGAGUGAGCAGUCAGCGCGAACAAAGCUGCGGCAGAUCGUGCGCUGAUUGGUUACCGGGUACGGUGCCAGAGGUCCACUACAACAGAUGGGGUUCUCCUCUCGUCGCGCAGACGCCACGCAUGCAAGCCCCGGUGCGUGCAUGCACCGAUUGUUUCCUAUGCCCGGGUAGGGCGAACCGAGCAGGGAACGAACAGACUGAGCGACUCACGGUUUACGGUUAACGACUAUCCCACCCGAAACCCAGCGUGGCAGAGAAGAACCAAGCCCAGUUGAUCGUUUGUAAACAUUAACAACUAAAGCCCGAAGAGGUCCUGAAAAUCACUACUAGCAACUCUGUCCGCUGCUGCUGAAGACGUAUGCAUUGAAGACGUAUGCAUUGAAGACGUAUGCAUUGAAGACGUAUGCAUUGAAGACGUAUGCAUUGAAGACGUAUGCAUUGAAGCCUGCUUAAUUACCUGCCUGCCCGCCGUGCUGGAAUGUCAUUUAGAUAAACGGCAGAAAGGACACAGUAGCUUCAUUGGGCUCCUGCCUGGCUGUCUUCAGGUAAACUCCUCUGACUGGACCCUGAGGACUAACUUAUUGUGUGUUUGUGCAGCUAGCGGAUCUCUCUCUUUCCUGGCCUACCAGCAUCAUACAGAUCUUAGCACGCUCCUCUCAUGCUGACUGAGAAUGGAUAACAUGCAGGAUGGGGUUCAGAUUGGAGACAACAAGUUCAUCAGCAAGGCAACAGUCCUGUCCCACCUCAAAACCUACAACCUCUAUUAUGAAGGACAGAACCUGCAGUUGAGACACAGAGAGGAGGAAGGGGAGCUGAUCGUGGAGGGCUUGCUGAAUAUCUCCUGGGGCCUGCGUCGGCCUAUCAGUUUGCAGAUGCAGGACGAUCACGAGCGAAUCAGACCUCCCCCCUCGUCUACAUCCUGGCACUCCGGCUGUGCCCUGGAUAAUCAGAGCAGUGAAGAUACCCAGCAGACCCUGCCCAACAUAGAAGUGACAGAGCACGAGAGCCAAUCCGAGGACAGUAUUGUGAAGGCGGAUGAGGAAGAAGAGGAAUAUGAGCGCUCCGCCCAGCUGCUGAGGACGAAGAGCGAUGCCGGGUUUCUGAGGAAGGCCCAGCGCCGGUCGCCUAGCGACCAGAGGAGGAUACGACGACACCGUUUCUCCAUCAAUGGACACUUCUACAAUUACAAGACUGCAGUCUUCACUCCAGCGUAUGGUUCAGUUACUAACGUGCGGAUCAACAGUUGUAUGACAACGCCCCAGGUGCUACGAGUGCUACUUAACAAGUUCAAGAUUGAGAACAGCCCAGAUGACUUUGCGCUGUACCUUGUACACACCAGCGGGGAGCGUGCAAAGCUGAAGCGCAGUGACUACCCCCUGGUGCUGCGUGUGCUUCAGGGUCCGUGUGAACAGGUCAGCAGAAUCUUCCUAAUGGAGCAGGACCUGGGAGAGGAAGUCACCUAUGAUGUGGCGCAGUAUAUUAAGUUUGAGAUGCCAGUGCUGCAGAGUUUCAUCACCAAGCUGAAGGAGGAAGAGGACCGGGAGGUGCAGAAACUCAGGAGCAGGUAUACAUUUCUGCGGUGUAUCAUUGAGAAGCAGCUGCGUUGUCUUCCUGAGGGGACUGCCUGUAUGUGACCCGGUCUAGGGAGGGAACACCAGAUCUUCCCAAAAUCUCCUUGACCUCCUUAGCUACCCCUCCCAACCCCAGAUGCCAUCCCAAGCCCCAAACAGGAGUGACCCUGAGCCACCCCGGGGAGAGGCAUCCAUUCUAACCUCGCUUUAAUCUCUUCCAAGACCUCUAUAGGGACAGUGUACUAAUUCUGUGAGCUGGGUUGUGUGUGGUAACUUCCUAAGUUGAGGUUGGGGUCAUUAUGAAACAUGAUGUCUGCUCUUUCCGUCCAUACCAUGAACAAACAGUACAUAUCCUCCUUGCUGUCCCAAUCCCUCUCUGACACACCUGCCUCUCUGUCGUGAUAUCUGCAUAUUAACUGUAUCCAUAUCAGCAAUAAUAAUGGUUAAUAAUGAAGGUAAGGUUUGGCACUUUUCUCUUGUGGGUCUGUAUGGGGCAUUUUAGACUGUCCCAUGUCCUAUACCACUCAGAUGCAAAAUAACCUAAAGCACAUCUAAAUCUCUUUCUUAGUUCUACUGAGUUAGAUAUAUCUAUCUCUUUCUAUCCAUUAUUCUCUCUACCUCUCUCUCCUUGCAUAUUUGUAUUUUCUAUUUUUGGCCAAAGCCCCAUUUUGCCACCUGCAGAUAACUGAUCUCCCUCUCCAAACCAGAACCUGCCUUAGACUCAAGAGUGGCAUCCCACACUAGAUGAGAUUCUCACCCACCCAGUCAGUCGGUAGGGGGGUUGUAUGACUCCUGUCCUGUGACAGUAUGUGGUGUUGAAACAUGCCUGUCACACAAGUGUGGUACAGUACUAUCUCCAUGAUCAGCUCUACAGAGGCAGGAACUGUAAUGUAACUUCAUGACUGUUCUUGCCACAGUUAAUCUAAAACUGUCUCCUAACCAAUUCUAGUGGAAUGGAAAAAACAUGUAUUUCUGCUACCUGUGUAGUUUUUUUUCUUACCUUUAUUUAACUAGGCAAGUUAGUUAAGAACUAAUUCUUAUUUACAAUGACGGCCUACCGGGAACAGUGGGUUAACUGCCUUGUUCAGGGGUAGAACAAUGGAUUUUUACCUUGUCAGCUCGGGGAUUCGAUCCAGCAACCUUUCAGUUACUGGACCAAUGCUCUAACCACUAGGCUACCUGCCACCCCAUACCAGGGUCAUGCCAGGGUUAUAAUCACAUAGUGUAGUAUAGUGUGAUAUGACCGGUGUGUCUGCUCUACUAGCAUAGCUAGAGACUGAAGCACAAAACAUAGAGAGGACCAGAGUUCCUUAAGAUUGUGAAUUAUGUACAUGAUGAAUCAACUACAAUAGCUCAAACGAGGGAAUGUUUUGUGUGUGUGUUUGUGUUUGUGUUUGUGUGUCUGAAGCAGUACUUACUUUCCUGGUAGAUAUUGAUCUGUGUGACAAUGUGCGUGUGUAUGACUGUAUACAGUACUUUGAGAUGUGGUACAACAAUUCUAUUACACCUAUAUCUACCCUCAGCUUUUAAAAGGUUGCUGUAUAUUGUCUGUGAGCGAGUGUGAGCGUGUGUGUGUGUGUGCAUGUAUGUCUGUCCUUUCCAUUUCUAUGGCUCUUUCAAGACUGACACCAUUUAUUUCAUAAUAAAAUAUGUUAGCUGUUUUAAUGUUGCAUUCUGACUCUCUCUUCAAAGGCACAUGCCACUAUUUAGAAAUGUAGCUUUUUACAAGAAUGAUUAUUUAUUAUUAUUUAUUAUCCUGGUUGUAUAAUACUUACUUAAUACAAAGCUGUAUGAUAUUACUCUGUAUUAUUGCUGUAUGUUUUGGUAGGCUUGCAGUAACUGCAGGUUAAACACACACAGAGGUCGUUUUUUGAGUAUCUACUCUGUUGGUGGGUUAGGUGCUGAGACACACACACACACACACACACAGGCUCUCUUUGGCUAAGUGUACUGCUAAGUUUGCAGGUAUUUCUGUGUUGUUGGGGCAUGGGCUUACUGUAACACUACAGUGUUAGCAGGGAUGAGCAUCAUUUGUUUAUCCUGCUCAGCCAAUGAGGAGGUCAGAGAUAGAUCCCCUCUCUACCUGGCUGAGACCAUUUGGAGGUUGAAGAGACCCGUCCCACACUCUCUCUCUCCCAGACAGUCACAGGAAUCCCUGACGAUCACACACACAAAGGAGAGAGCCAAAAGGACAACAGAACAAGCAACGGACAUCCUCUUGACACAUCUGUGAUUUUCCUCAGCUCUUUGUCAACUUCUACAGAGAAUGAGGAUUGUUGGCCAACGGAGACUUCUCCUCACUGUGGCAACCUGCCUGUUGCUCCUAGCAACCGUCUGCCCCACCUCAGAGGCUCGCCGUGGUGGGGGCUUCGGUCGUAGUGGGGGCUUCGGUGGGGGGUGGGGCGGUAGUAGCCGUGGGGGUUACCCUCGUCAAGGUGGAGGCACGGGAUACCGACCAAUGCCAUCCUCGAGUGGACAGGCAUACCGACCAAUGCCUGCCCAGAGUGGUGGCUCCAGUGCGGGGAAGAUGGCAGGGGCUGCUGCUGCUGGUGCCGUGGGGGGAGCAAUGCUGGGCAGUGCGUUGAGUCGUCCUGGCUACGGAGGAGGAUAUGGGGGUUAUGGAGGAGGUUAUGGAGGUGGUUAUGGAGGCUAUGGAGGAGGCUAUGGGGGGUACCCCAGAGCUGGAGGGUAUGGCCCCAGGCCUGGUGGCUAUGAAGGUCCAGAGGGCUCUGGGGAUAUGGGGUACUACUAUGGAGCAUCCAGUGGGCCCAUCUAUAACAGCAUCAUCGUCAUCAUCGGGUCACUAAUGUCAUUGGUGAUGGGGCACUGGGUGGGAGUGAUGUAGAGAUGGAGUGAAUAUUUGGAUGGAGUCACGACUAAAGCUCUCCAGACCAAGACCAUAUGUAUAUAAAUGCUCUUGAGACCCAAACCAAAACUAGGCUCUGACCAAGAUCCAGAUCAAGACCUUGGGCAUUGAGUCGGAAACAAUGACCUCGUUGACAAUAAGAUCACAGUUCCAUCUGUUCUGACUCACAGGUAUCGUGGGGCAAAUACACUUCCUAUAUAGAUCCCUGAUGCAGAAAGACUCUGAUGUGAAUUCUUUGUCAACUGAUUGCACACAAAAAAUGUUAUUUUUCUUUUCAUGAGACAUUACACAACAUAAAAUAUCUGGUGUGUGAUAGAUGACCUUCCGGUCAAGCACUUACUACCUCCAUGAAGCAGUAGUACAUGAUUUACUUCUCUUUACCAUGGUUGUUAUCAACAGUUUAAUAUUGCCAUGCUGCAGUAACAGUUUACUUGAAAGACUCACGCUAUAACUCAUGUUUCACUGAUUUCAACCCUUGGUAGAAUACUGGCAGCUUUUGGAUGUGGAUUUGUAAAUGCUGUAUAUUGUUCUAAUCUAUUAAUUAUAUUUUGUGUCCAUUACUUUUCUUACUUUAUUGAAAAGGAUGUGAUUCUGGGUGAGUGGAGUGUAUUAACACCAUUAUGAACCAGGUGGUUUGAGCCCUGAAUGCUGAUUGGCUGAAAGCCGUGGUAUAUCAUACCACAGGUAUGACAAAAAAAUAAUAUUUUGUGGUCUAAUUACGUUGGUAACCAGUUUAUAAUAGCAAUAAGGCACCUCGGGGGGUUUGUGGAAUAUGGCCAAUAUACCAAAAGGCUGUAUUCAGGCACUCCAAAACUGCCCUUAGCCGUGGUAUAUUGGUCGUAUACCGUAACCUUUUGUGCCUUGUUGCUUAAGUAUAAUACACAAUAACUAGUUCCAUGUUCUGUAUUGGUGUCAUUUGAUGAAUCUGAUGUAGUUUUCCUUUCGGGUUUCUCCAAUAAAAACAUGGGAGACAGA
Molecule: messenger RNA, 5428 nt
Organism: Oncorhynchus kisutch (coho salmon)
Lineage: Eukaryota; Metazoa; Chordata; Actinopteri; Salmoniformes; Salmonidae
Product: ras association domain-containing protein 2-like
Exons: 13
Coding region: 688-1650 (320 amino acids)
Biological process (GO): positive regulation of protein kinase activity; regulation of non-canonical NF-kappaB signal transduction; positive regulation of JNK cascade
Cellular component (GO): nucleus; cytoplasm
Source: RefSeq, a predicted model, not a curated record